Molecule: messenger RNA, 1275 nt
Organism: Saccharomycodes ludwigii
Lineage: Eukaryota; Fungi; Ascomycota; Saccharomycetes; Saccharomycodales; Saccharomycodaceae
Gene: USV1
Product: Usv1p
Exons: 1
Coding region: 1-1275 (424 amino acids)
Biological process (GO): regulation of transcription by RNA polymerase II
Molecular function (GO): RNA polymerase II cis-regulatory region sequence-specific DNA binding; DNA-binding transcription factor activity, RNA polymerase II-specific
Source: RefSeq, a predicted model, not a curated record
AUGAAAUUACAGAAACAAAAUAAUAGUACACCAAUUAUUGGUACUCAAGAUAAUAGCACUAAUAGAAGACCUAAAAGAAAAAGGGGCUCGCCUAAAGUAUUUCAAUGUCAUGGGUAUGGUGAUUGUAAAAUGGUAUUUACAAGAGCAGAACAUUUAGCAAGGCACGUAAGAAAACAUACUGGUGAAAAGCCAUUUCAGUGCGAUACAUGCCUGAAAUUUUUUAGUAGAAUUGAUAAUUUAAAACAGCAUAAAGAAUCAGUACACGCUUCAAUUAAAGGUGAUAACAUAGAUGGCAACUCAGAAUAUGACAACAAUAAUAAUAGUAAUGUUAGGAAAAGAAAAAAAAGGAACAUAAAUGUUACCACAAGUUAUUGCACUUCUAAGUCUGACUUUUUAGGGACAAAUGAUUAUAUGAAUAAGACAGAAAAGCCUAAUCCCCGAACAUUGGUAGGACAUUCAGCAUUUUUAAUGAACAAUGAUAAGAUUGGUACUACGACUAAUGAUAAUAAUAAUAAUAAUAAUAUAUAUCUUCCACCACAUGUGAAUAUGAAGAAUGGCUCUAACGAUAAAAAAUAUAACAUUUUUUUUAAUCCAAAUACUACAGAAAGUAAUAUAUCUGACACAGUUAGAGUUAUACAAGAAGCUAGUAAUAAUGCUUAUCAGCAACAAUGUAUCACAAAUAUGGGUCACAAUAAUACGAAUAAUAUGAGUAAUACUGGUUUAUUACUACAUAAUAAUAUUAAAAAGUUUAAUAACCCUUUAAUUUUGAGUUUUGAUGAAUUAAUGAAAAAUAAGCAGCAGUUAAUGAUUAAUACCGCCAUUACCGCUAGUAAUAAUAAUAAUAAUAAUAAUAAGCAAGCCUCUCCUCCUCUCACAGUAGUUAAUCCAAUUAAAUAUCAUAUUGGAACAAAUAUUACUGCUGUUGAUAACAAUAACACCAUGAAUUUAAAUAAUCAUCCGCGCGUACCAACAACAUCGCCAAUAUCGCAACUAGUACCAUCAGAAAUAAAUCACAAUAAUAAUAAUAAUAAUAAUAAUAAUAAGCACGUUACCGAUAUAAAGUUGCCCAAUAUUAGCACUAAUACUACAACUACGAUGGUGAAUACUUUUAUGAAUAAUAAACCUUCGAUAAUAGAAAAUCAAGCCAAUGUCAUUAAUACUAGUAUUGAUACUUAUAACCAUAAUACAAGCGAUAGCAGCAUUAACAGCAGUGCUGCUUCCUCUCCUUCAUCAUCGAACAAGAAGACCAGUGUCCGGUUCAUGUUGAGCGAUUAG